AGACAAAUUUUGGAGUAUUCGAUUAUUCUAUUCUUGAUAUAUUGAUCUAAUCGUAAAAGAAGUUUACUUUAGUUGAAUUCAACGAAAUAUGGCUGGAAAUUUAGGAUUUAAUGUUGGGUCAUGUGGUUCAAAUUUACAUCCAACUCUGUUCCCUGCAUCAGAUUUCAAUCCAGAAAAUGAUUGUGAACGAUUAAGAAAUGCUAUGGCAGGAUUAGGGACAAAUGAACAAGAUUUAAUUGAUAUAAUGGGUCAUCGUUCCGCAGAUCAACGUGCAGUUCUUGUAAAAAAAUUUAAAUCACUGUAUGGAAAAGAUUUGAUUGAAAAUUUUAAAUCUGAACUUAGUGGACACUUUUACGAUACUAUGGAAGCAUUGUGUUUAAGUCCAUCAGAAUUCGAUGCCCGUGAAUUACACAGAGCUAUGAAAGGAGCCGGUACAAAUGAAUCUGUACUGAUUGAGAUUCUAUGUACUCGAACAAAUCAUCAAUUGAAGCAGAUAAAAGAAGCUUAUAAACUAUUCACUGGACAUAAUCUUGAAAGUGAUGUAAGUGGCGAUACAUCUGGAGAUUUUAAACAUUUAUGUAUUGCAUUGUUACAAGCAAGCAGAGAUGAAUCUACACAUGUUGAUCUACAACUUGCACAUAAAGAUGCUGAAGCCCUAUAUCAAGCAGGUGAGAAAAAAUGGGGAACUGAUGAAUCAAAAUUUAUUCAAAUUUUUGUUUCACGAUCUCCUGAACACUUAAAAGCCGUAUGUCGAGAAUACAGUAAUGUGAGUAAGAAAACUUUAGAAGAUGCUUUAAAAUCUGAAAUGUCAGGAAAUUUACUACAGGCUCUUUUGGCCAUUGUUCAGUGUGCAAAUAACAAAGCAUUAUAUUUUGCUGACAAAUUAAAAAAUUCUAUGAAAGGAGCUGGAACUAAUGACAGAGAUUUAAUUCGUAUUAUAGUGUCACGUUGUGAAAUUGAUUUACAUUUGAUUAAGAGAGAAUUUUACGAUCUAGCUGGUGAUUCUUUAGAAUCUUGGAUUGAAGUAAGUCAAGAAUAAUUUCUUACUAGUGACUUUAUUAGAAUUAAAUAUUUUAUUUCAGACGUAUAUACAUAUUGUUAUCCAAUAAGUUACGAUCUUUAUGUCGGGCUUUUUAUCACGUAAAUUAUCCACCAAUCGAAAUACGACUUUUCCAAUAUAUAACUGUGCCAAACCAAUGACUUUCAAAUAGUAUGAGCAGUCUAGCAUCCUUAUUGGUCCCAUUUCCGCCUAGCUCUUCCGAUCGAGUCCAGAACACCAAUUACAGCUUCUGCUAUGCGAAUCAUUUAUUUCAAGCAUACUCCGUUUAUAUACUAGACAGACAGACCGCAUCACACCAUAAAAUAGAAAAUAAUAUUUAUACAAGAUCAAGCCACAUGUGGCUGUGAACGUGGGAUACUAUAAUCAAUAAACUGAAUAUAAUUUAGGGACAGUAAAUCGUAUAAUAAUAAUUCAUAGGUCGAAAUGAAACUUAGGAUAAGAUGAAUAUAGACAUACACAAUCUAAUUACUCAAUUGUAAAACAUUAGGAAUAUAUAUAGAAUAAUCGUCCAUUAAUGGGUCCCGGAAGUUACCCGUAUUUAUUUCUUCACUAGGAUAUAACACAUAUGUAUAUGAUUGUACUUCCAACGUAAACAAGGACAUAUUGAGUGAAACGUUGACUAAGUGCUCGAUUGAAUUCUUUUAAUAGUGUGCCGCGUUUACGAUUUCUGACUCACCACCUAACCAUAGGAUAAGAUAUGAGUACAGACAUUUAAUAUGAUUAUAUACUAAUCCAACCUAUCAGUAUCCUACAUAAUAUCUUAUAAAGAUCAAUUAUGUGCAGUGUAUGGUCUGGAGUAAAUUUGUUUUACUUUACACUGACACCAUGAAAAGAAUAAUUUAACAAGCUAAAAAUUAAAGAAGUAAAAUUAUUAAUAUCAAUUGUAGUGAAUUAUUGAACACUGAGAUAUAUUUCAAAGCAACUAACAAAAAUGGGUAAUUAAUUGGCUCAUUUAUGUAAAGUUAAAUUUGGUAUAAAUUACUCUUCAACAAUAUGUGCUAAAAGACAUUGACAUUGAAUAGGAAUAAUAUAUUUGUAAAAUCACAGCGAAUGAAUAUGAAGUAAAGGCAAAACUAAACUACAUGGACGACCUUUGAACAAAUCUUAAAUGACCUUGAGAAAUAUAAUCCAAUCAGAAGACAGUUAGUAUACAGUGAAAAUAUAUUAUACAAAACUCAAAAUUAAACAGGAUACUGUUCUUUUACAUGACUUAAUAAGUUAUCAAGGUUAGAUAUAGGUUCAGAAGUUCUAAAAUCAUAGUGCAUACGAAACAGGAACUCAUCCAUGUGGCUCCAUAGUAGUCGACCUCUGGAACCAUUAUAAGGUCUCAAAAAUUCUUUUAGCCUCGACUACAUAGCUUCAAUGUUGUUGGUAUGGUUUUGGGUUUAGGGUUACAGUUAAGGUUUAGGGUUAUAACCCUUAUAAGGAUGAGACUAUAAAUUAUGGACGACCUUUGAGCGACGCUAGGGUGACUCUGAGAGUGUCAACAUAAUAAAAAAGAUUAAAUAAGGUUAUAAACCUGUGUGAAGAAUUCAAAUUAUGAUUUACAGUUCAUGGUUAAGGUUAGGAAUUAUACAUAGGGUUUUCAUCAAGAACUGACAUCAGCUAUUAUGCCAAAACUCUAUUUAUACAAAUGGAUAAUUGAAUUUUGCGCAAAAAUCUUAUGAUCACUUCUCUUUUAGACGCUGAAUUAUCACGUCUUCUCUAAAAACCGUUGUAAACCGACCGUACGUAAGCAUCAGGUACCGAGCUUAGCGCCGUGACCUUGAAAACCCGCGAAAGCUUCUGAUUGGCUC
Schistosoma rodhaini is the source of this 2856-nucleotide messenger RNA. The record is from the annotation of a GenBank genome assembly. Lineage: Eukaryota; Metazoa; Platyhelminthes; Trematoda; Strigeidida; Schistosomatidae.